GGUUUUGUGGACGCAAUCAAGAGGAGAAAGACCCGUCCGCACUCGAGCACAGUACAUGCAGACGCGUAAACGAACGUACAAAACACUUCCAUGAAUGACAAGGGAAAAAAGGCCCACGCCAAACACGACGACACAACAGACACACUUUGAACCAACACCACGAACAACACGUCCAAACUACGUAAGUGCUUAUAUCGACGACGACAUCGACUCUACCCAGACGAAAACACCAUAAAGAGCCAUCAUCCACCCAUCCACCCAGACACCUCGCGACCACAGAAGACGGAAAAACAAUCAAUCCGGCACUCUCCCCGUCACGCGCCUUCCAGCGAGUCAUGCGGCGACGCCGUAGCCUGCGUGGAUCCGGUGUGCACAAGGGCGGGCUCACUGGCCUGCUGGUAGCCGUUGUCCUCCUCAUCGUCAGUCUUCUUCGACAUGUCCACCCUGUUGCCGUGCCUCUGCGGCACACACGUGGACACGACCCCGAGGAAGACCGUCAGCACUCCAAGAAUCCGCUGGAUGGAUGCAGGGUGCCUCACAGAAAAGACACCGAACUCGUCCACAAAUAGACUCAUCAUCAGCUACAAGAAACAAAACCACCGACAACAGGAAGAGGAGAACGAGGGGUAGCCGCUGGUGCUGCUGGCGUAUGCGUGGGAGGGCGGUGCUUGCCUGUCCGAAGAUGAACAUGACAAAAAACAGCGUCACGCCGACCACUCGAGGUAUCGAGAUGGAGAAGAAGAGGAACGCCACGCCCCACACACCACCCGUCCACAUCCACCACGAAGCCUCGCCCAUACGGCCGAAAGUCACGUCGUCAUGCAACAGCCAAUCUGAAAGAAGUGAGAUGAUCAAUCGCUUCGUGCAUCCCUUGUCUGUGGCAGGCUCACUCACAGGGGAUGAGCGAGGCGACAGUACAGCCGAUCGUCGCGACGAUGUUGGAUACGAAGGCCGCCCUCAUGUUGCCGCGUACCCGAUGUGCCAGCAGCUGGUUGAUGGCCGACUGGAUAGGCAUAUUGCACCCCACUACCACGGGGAUUAUGCAGGUGAGGAUGCCCGACCAGCCCACCGCAGGCAGCCCCCCGCCGAUGAAGAAGUUGAAGGACAUGACUGUGCCUAACGUCACUAGCACACCACCAAGCACCUGACGCAUGCACGCACACAGAAAGCUCCACAUUAUGUCACCCUCAGCAUGUCGUGUAGCCUUGCUUACUUUGAACAACGUCAAAGGUCUCCUUUUGGGAAAGCCGAUUGUGUCCGAAAAGAGCGACGAGACUAUGUUGCCGAAGAUGACAAGCAUCGUGUAAAGAGCCAUGCCCAGGAUGGGACUGAUGACGAUGCCCGAGGUGACCGCAAACGCGCCCAGUAGUCCACCGAUCCACUGCCACAGCGGCAUUCUGCCCGGGCCACACAGCGGGCCAAGCAGCCGCACCCAGCCGCAGUCCAUGCCGACCAUCACACGGCAGCACGUGUCCCGGCCCGUCUGCUCCAGGAUGGCCUCUCCCCUCGGCGCCGUCAUCACCGUGCACGCAAGGAGGCCGAGAAUAGAGGUGGCUUGAGCAAAGUUGAAUGUGCUGACAUAGAGGCCGUGGCCUGCAUAAGGCGAUAGGGCGGCGCUGACACCCAGCUGAACCACUAAAAAGGCUCCAGCGAUGAUAGACAGACACGACAGGCCGAACAUUCGUCCGCAGCCGACUUGUUCGACGAUGGACUGCCUCCGCUUGACGUCUAUUCGCGCCACAGCCUCGUCCAGACCAGCUGUGUUAGCGCCCAGCGGCGGCUCCAGGCCAUCAGCGAGGGCCACAUACGACACACGCGACUCAGGAAGCAGCAGAGAGCCGUCACUCAUGAUGAUCUGUCAAGAUGGGCGAAACAAGGUGAUCACGAACAUUACGAGUGCUUCUUUGUGCCUCCAUCCCUGCUCACUUUUCGCCGUUGCUUGGUUUAGUGAAGGCUGGCGGUGGUUGGUUAUUGUGUUUAACGAAACUCACCCCGGAGGGGAUCCUGUCCAU
This is a messenger RNA of Vitrella brassicaformis, 2012 nucleotides long. The record is from the annotation of a GenBank genome assembly. NCBI's taxonomy places the organism in Eukaryota, Vitrellaceae.